Messenger RNA from Loa loa (African eye worm), 567 nucleotides. RefSeq names its product zinc finger protein. The record is from RefSeq and is a predicted model, not a curated record. The transcript has a single exon. Gene Ontology annotation, biological process: regulation of transcription by RNA polymerase II. Gene Ontology annotation, molecular function: DNA-binding transcription factor activity, RNA polymerase II-specific; RNA polymerase II cis-regulatory region sequence-specific DNA binding. Bases 1 to 567 code for a protein of 188 amino acids. NCBI's taxonomy places the organism in Eukaryota, Metazoa, Nematoda, Chromadorea, Rhabditida, Onchocercidae.
AUGCCAAAGAAAAUCUGGCUUACGAGGUAUCAAAAUGAAGCAUCCAACAACCAAAUACUCAGAAGGAAACAUCCAGAAAAUACGACUCACACAGGUGAGAAGCGGUUCAAAUGCGAAAUAUCCAAGAAGAAUUUCGUUGCUCCAUCGAGCACACAUACAAUGAAUCAUGCGAAUGAGAAACCGCACUCUUGUUCGGAAUGCAACAUGAGUUUCAUCUGGCCAUCGUAUCUCGACAGACAUAUGAAGAUUCAUACCGGUGAGAAGCCGUAUUCUUGUUCGGAAUGUGGGAAGAAUUUCGCCCAGUCAGCGGGUCUGUAUAGCCAUAAGCAAAUUCAUACCGGUAAGAAGCCAUAUUCUAGUUCGGAAUGUGGGAAGAAUUUCACCCACUCAUCGAAUCUGCGUACACAUGAGAAAAUUCAUACUGGGGAGAAGCACUCUUGUCUGAAAUGUAACAAAAGCUUCUCCCAAUCGGGAAAUAUGAGAAGACACAUGAAGGUUCAUGGCAAUGCUGGCCCAGAUUCAGUUGAACUGUAUGAGGUAAAGCUUUCCUGCGGAAAUUCUCUUUGA